UACUGGUUGCAGUUCUGUUUAUCCUCUUCAUUCAUGAUUUGGUUAACAGGGCAGAGCAUACCUUCUGUGUGUUGUCAGAUGAGACAAAACUUCACCAAGCAGAACUCCAAAGUCCUAACAUAUGUUAUUUAACAACCCCAGGCACCAGGACAUGCUGGGUGUUACCAUGCUGGAAAGACAAUUUGUAGAAAAGGGCCUCCGGGUCCUGUUGCACAACAGGUUGGACAUGGCCAAUGGGCCCACACUGCAAAGAAGGCUAAGAGUGUUCUUUGUUGGAUUAGGCAAAGUAUUGCCAAGAGUUUAAGGGGGGUGAUCCAUCCAACCCAUUAACUCAACUCUGGUUUGGCCAUACUUGUAGUAGUGUGUGCAGAUCAGAGAGACAUGAACAUACUGGAAAGACCCGAGCAUAUAGCCACAAAGAUGCUGAAGGGACUGGUGCAUCUCUGCUAUGAGGAAAGGCUGAAAGAGCUAGGGCUGUUCAGAUGGGAGAAGGGAAGGAUCAGGGGUACUUGUCUAUAUAUACAAAUACCUGAAAGGAGGGUGAGAGGAAGACAGAGCCAGGCUCAUUUCAGUGGUGCCCAACACCAGGACAAGAGGAAAUAGACACACACACCCUGGAACAGAAGAAGUUCCCACUGAACAUCAGGAAACACUUCUUUACUGUGCAGGAGUCUGAGUAUCAGCACAGGUUGCCCAGAGGUGUUAUGGAGUCUCCAUCCUUACAGAUCUUCCAAAGCUGUCUGGACUUGGUCCUUGGCAACCUGUUCUAGGUGGCCCUGCUGGAGCAGGGAUUGGACCAGAUGACCUCUAGAGAUUCCCUGACAAGCUCAACUGUUCUGGAAUUCUGGGAUCCUGAGCAUAUGACUGUGACACAGCCCUGUUACUUGCUGGACAAAGGAAAGUGGCCUUUCCACUAGCUGGGACCCUGAGUGUGCAAAGGCCUCUGGAAAGCGGUGAUGUUGGGCAGUGACCUUUCUGACUCUCUCAACAGCUCCAGAGAUGAAUGGCAAUUGUAAGACCUUUGAGCACAAAGCAUUUGUGCAAAGUAGGAGUGUCAAUUGACAGAUGGCUCAAAGUCAUUGGAUAUCUUCCUCUGGUGACAUUUCUGGGGAGCACCAGGAGGUGGGCAUUUGGUAGGAAAAACUACUCUCGGUGGGAGGCUUUGCUGUCAAGAACUGCAGCAGACUAAGGCUGGCCCUUCUGCAAGGGUCCCAAUAAAGAGUUAUGUGCCAAAGACAGGUUUUGUGAUUCUGACAACAAGACCAUUGUCCACUGAGGAGUGACCAAACAUGUGUAAAGGUAACCUGAGCAGAUGAAGGCCUUCGUGUUGUGCUGCAUAAUCCCUUGGUCGCAGGAUAAACUCUUCCAGCUCCUUGUAAAAGCAGAGCCUGCAGGCACUACUUGCUCUGUACUGGUCACAUCUACACUGAAGAAGUAUACUGUUCAUCUAACAGUAUAGAGAGAACGUUUUGGUAGAAAUGAUGAAUAGAGUUGCUUUCUUGGAGAAAACCCUAAAAUAGGCUGAAUGACCAAUGAGGGGACACUCACAGUCUCCUACAGAUGGGGUUUGCAUGGUACAUGGCAUGUAGCUGGAAUCCAUUUGGAAGAUGUGCCACUCAGGGUUCCCAGCCUCUAAAGGGAGAUGAGAUUACUCAUACUCAUCUCUUCUUAUCAUCUUCACUCUAUUCACUGGAAUUGUGAUUGACACCUCACAGAGUCUUAGUGUCUUUCUUACUGGCAUUGAAAUGAACCAGCACCUCCUGCUGUAAAACUGCUGAUUCUCAGUUGUUCUAAGCCAAACAUCAGCAUGUCUGAGGCAGUUCAGAAGGUCUUCUGAUAGCUUAAAUGCUAUAACAGUGAAGAUUGUUGCCUAGGGGGCCCUAAGAGGUGCCAUUUAGGAAGCAAUGCACUGGGCAGGACUUGUCAGAAGGAGAGGCAGAAGGCAAAGGCCAGGUUCUGGUACCUCAGCGCCGUCUCCACCCACAGUCAGUCCCACAGACCGCUGCCUCGUUUAAACAGUGUGUUCUGGGGUGCAGUAACUCGUUUCUGUUGUGGAAACAAGGAAUUGUGGCUGACGGGGUGGGACGACAGUACACACAAAAAGCAUUUUCCUCCUCUAACUGGCCAUGUUUUUUAUACAAGCUUCUCCACCCAGGUCCUUGUUACCGUUAAGUACAGAUAUUGCCAGGCACUUCGAUCUCCCCGCGAGGUCUUCAGUGCUCCGAGAUGGUUUCAUGGCGAUUAGGGUGAGACAUGCUACCGUGACGGCACAGCUGUUCGGUGUGUGUCAGGCCUUAUUUCAUGAGCAGCAGGCGAGUAGCAGCGGACCUGCCGCGCGAGCGAACACGGGACGCUGAAGAGGCACAAGAUUGCAGUUGUUGUGUGAGGCUGCGAGUGUCGCUGUUGGUUAAGGCUGGGCUACCAGGUCCAAGGCAAAAGGGGCGCGGGGUCAGUAAGCCCGGACAGGCUGUUCGGGACGAGGCUCGGCGGGAGGAACGCGGAGAACGCGGGGACGGCUCUGGGCCUGAAAGGGAGAGCGGGAGCCGGAGACCGGUCUGGGAAACGACGGCGAGAGAAGGGCGCUGGGGCCGGAGGCAGCGAGUGCUGCUGUGCUGCGCGCUGGUGGCGGCGUGGGAGGCGGCGUGGGGGCAGCUGCGCUACUCGGUGCCCGAGGAGCUGCCUAAGGGCUCUUUCGUGGGCGACGUGGCCAAGGACCUGGCGCUGCAGCUGGCGGCGCUCCGCGACCGCGGCGCCCACAUACUGGACCGAGGUAGGACGCGGUAUUUCGCUCUGCCUGCGAACAGCGGCCACCUGGUGACGGCGGAGAGGCUAGAUAGAGAGCAGCUGUGCCGGCUGGUGGAGCGAUGCGUGCUGCAUUGCGAAGUGAUCGUGGAGGGCGAGAUGAAGGUCUACGGCAUCGAAGUAGAAAUCACAGAUAUUAACGAAAACGCGCCAAGCUUCGGAUAUGCAGAUAUGGAACUGAGAAAGAGCGUGACGACAACUCCAGGGUCGCGGUUUUCCCUGGCCGAUUCUCACGACUCGGACGUGGGAGUGAAUUCCUUGCAGAGCUACGAGCUGAGCGGCGACGAGCACUUCUCGCUGUCCGUGUAGGCGGGAGCCG
This is a messenger RNA of Cygnus olor (mute swan), 3121 nucleotides long. RefSeq names its product protocadherin gamma-A2-like. Gene Ontology annotation, cellular component: membrane. The coding region runs from base 2302 to 3111 and encodes 269 amino acids. Gene Ontology annotation, biological process: homophilic cell-cell adhesion. The transcript has a single exon. Lineage: Eukaryota; Metazoa; Chordata; Aves; Anseriformes; Anatidae. Gene Ontology annotation, molecular function: calcium ion binding. The record is from RefSeq and is a predicted model, not a curated record.